Apiotrichum porosum is the source of this 2076-nucleotide messenger RNA. It is a transcript of the gene UTP5, whose product is annotated as Small subunit (SSU) processome component. Lineage: Eukaryota; Fungi; Basidiomycota; Tremellomycetes; Trichosporonales; Trichosporonaceae. Gene Ontology annotation, cellular component: nucleolus. The transcript has a single exon. The record is from RefSeq and is a predicted model, not a curated record. Gene Ontology annotation, biological process: maturation of SSU-rRNA from tricistronic rRNA transcript (SSU-rRNA, 5.8S rRNA, LSU-rRNA). The coding region runs from base 1 to 2076 and encodes 691 amino acids.
AUGGCUCCUAGACAACCCGUUGCUGGCCCCUCGAGGCAGAAGGGUGCCGCUCAGGCCCCUCCCCCACCCCCCUCAGUCUCGGGAUUCAACCCCUCGAGGACCCACUUCGCCCUUGCUCUGCCCGUCCUUGGCGCGGCCGACAAGGUGCAGGUUUGGGACGUUACGGCGGACUGUGUCGUGUCCGAGUGGGAGGUCGCCGGUGCCGCCAAGGUUACCGCCCUCUGCUGGGCUUCCGUCGCAUCUUCGGGUGCGGCCAAGAAGCGCAGGAAGAGGAAGUCGCUUGCUGGUGACGGCGGUGACGAGGAUGUUCUUAUCCUUGCGACCAACAAGGGCGAGGCUUCAACCCUCGCCUUUUACGCACCUCUGAAGGGGGAAGUUCAGCGCACCCUUCCACUUCCUUCGCAGGUCACUGCUGCCUGGUCGGAUGAGAACGGUGUCAUUCUGUCUACGGCCUCGAACCUCCUAGUUCUUGGCCCUGACGCCUCGGCUAUCGCCCACACUGUCGCUCUCCCCGCGACCGUGUCGUCGCCUGCCGCUGUCGCCCUUCUCCCCACCUCGACUGCCGAAGUGCUCCACGUGCUCGUCGGUACUCUCUCGGUCCUUGCCCUUCACCUUACCUUGGCAUCGUCUUCGAUCACACACACCUCUUCCCCCCUCCCGGUCUCGACCACCUCGGUCACUUCGCUGCAGCCAUUGCCCUUGACACAACAAGGGUCGUCGUUCCUCGUCGUUUCGGAGGACGACCGCACCGUGUCGCAGUACACCCUGCAGUCGCCCACAUCCACACCAAAGCUGUCGUACCGUUACACCGCACCGACCCUUUCGCCUGUGCACUCGCUCGCCAUCUCGUCGGAGCUCCUCUCGGUUCUCCACUUUUCGGGCGAAAUCUCUCUCUUCCCCAUCCCCUCGGAACUCGACUUUGCUCGCCCCAAGUCGGACUCCAAGCCCAAGCAGAUCAAGCUUGUUGAGGGCAAGGAUGAGCGUAUCGCUCGCAUUGCCCGCGCCGAGUUUGCCGUCGUCGACGAGGGUGCCCAGGGCGCACUUGUGUGCGGCCGCAUGGCCGGUGGUGGUCGUGUCAAGUGGUACAAGGCCGUCUACGAGCUGCCCGAGGGUGGUCUCCGAUCGUCGACUGUCGUCAAGUGCGACGCUCAGGACCUCAUUGCCUCGCAGGCCCAGGCCAACGGCUCGACCCUCCAGCGCUUCCAGGCUCCCGCCAAUGCCGUUCAGGCUGCUGCCGACGAUGAGGACUCGGAGCCCGCUGCCGCCCUCCCCACGGACGUCGACAUGGCCGACCUCUCGCUUGGCGAGCGUCUUCUUGCUGUGCCCGCUGCCGCCCAGGCCAACGGCACUGCCGCCGCCGCCGAGCCCGCCAACGCCGCGUCGCUCGUUCGUAUUCUCGUCCAGGCCCUCCACACCUCGGACCCCGCCCUCCUUACCCUUUGCCUGUCGCACCGUGACCCUGUGCUCAUCCGCAACACGGUGCGCAAGCUCCCCGCCCAGCUCGCUCUGCCACUCCUCAAGGCGUGUGUUGAGCGUCUCGGCCAGGGCAAGGGCAUGAACCGCCGUGGCGGCGGUCGCGGCAAUGUUCAGAACGAGCAGCAGGGCCGCGGCACUGUCGAGUGGGUCAAGGGCGUGCUCAUUGAGCGUGGCAACAUUCUCAUGACCAUGCCUUCGCUCCCUGCCCAGCUCUCGGCGCUCUCCAACCUUCUCGCUACCCGUAUGGAGCUUUACCAGCCCCUUCUUUCGCUCUCAGGUCGUCUUGACCUUGCGCUUGCGCAGAUCAACAUGCGCCGCCUUGCCGCCGAGCAGACCAUCGACGACAAGGGCGAGGGCGAGCACUACGUCGAGGGCGAGAGCGACGACGAGGUGCAGAUCGAGGUUGGCGAGGACGACGAGGACGCCAUCGAGGACAUCAACAUGAUGGCCGGCUCCUCGGACGACGAGUCUGACGAGGACGACUCGGAGGAGGACGAUGAGGACAGCGACGACGAUGCGCUCGACUCGGACGACGAGGCUCUCCUGGAUGUCGAGGCUGAGGAGAGCGAGGAUGAGGAGGAGGAGAGCGACGACGAGUGA